GGGGCGGGAGGCUCCCCAGGGAGUUUGCUGACUCCAGAUAGGUGUCCGGAGCUGGGCAGGAGGCCUGCGUAGCUCGCAGCAAGUCGCCCGUCGCUGUUAAAGGUGCAGCACCUGCAGGGACACCCAGUUUCCUGCAAACCACCAUAAAUUCAUCCUGGGCGAAACACAGCCAAACUCGUUUUCAGCUGCGUGCCCCUUACGUCGCAGCAGCCCCGCGCGGGAUCUUCACGUCUGUUCCCUGGGCCGUUUGUCCGCUUUGUGUCCGCGGCUUUGGGGAAAGGUGCGAGCCUGUGGGCCCGGCUGCGGUGUAGCGAUGCAAACUGCAGCGUGCGUCGGUUCGGUAAACGCAAAAUACACUUAACCGCCCCAUCCGGGCCACGGCGUGAGCUUUCCAACCCCUCUGCAGUACCCGGAAGAUGUGCACGAAACUGGUAUCGAAGACGGGGCAGCGCAUGCUCUGCACCCACGCUGGCUCCAGGCUAUUGCCGUGCUGGAGCGCGUCCCCGAGCAGCUGGAGCAGCUGGAGCUUCGGGAUGCUCGCAGGCGCAGGAGCCCGCGUGGUGGUUGGAAAUCCCUCCCGUCAGCCGACCAAAAGCUGAGAACCGGCUCCAAAAACUGGCUUUAAACGCCUCCCAGAUAAUCCAGUGGUGCCGCUGCCUUUAAAGGAAGGCUUUUGUGAGCUUUAGGGUCUAUUUCCAGCGCUGCCCGUGGGUUACAACACGCUUUGCGCUCCGAGGAGCAGGAAGCUUUGCUCGCGGCAGCCAAAUUCCCUGUUUCUAAUCUGAGCUCCUCGGCACCGAGGGAAAGUGGCCUUGGAGCCUGCUGCCGGCUUUCUCCAAACACGGGCUCGGGAUUUAGCUUGCUGCAGGCCCUGGGCAGAGUGGGGUGGCCGAUUCCUCCCGCACCUGGGCUGUGAAAUGUUGCCCCUGGCGUAACGCGUAAGCGGUAAAAGCUGUAUGGGAGGUGAGAAGCGGUGCGGCGAGGAGCGGGUGAAUCCUUCAGCAGCGUGCAGCCUGGCAGGGCGAUGCCGUGUCAUUAGUGACAUCAGAUUUCCCCCAAAGUCCUGAAUUCCGCCAGCUGCUGAAUCGCAGUGACUUAGCAAAUGUAAGUCAUGCCCUAUUUUUAGGAGACUUGCUGCAAAUACAAUAGUUUGAAUUAGCCUCACGUACUGCGCUACCACUCCAACGAGUAGCCCGGUUUUAUUGUGCCGGGUUAAAGUCCUGGGUUCAGUCUGCUCCCUCGGUAUCGGAGCAGUCGCUGUGCAAGCGCUCCUCCGCUUCGAGAGCUCGGGCGGCUCGUGGCAUCUAGUGCCCAAGCCCAAAGCAUUUUUACCGGCUUAAUCCCGCCCGAAAGCUUAGCUGUAGUAUUGCCUCCUGGCUAAUUGCUUACGCAAAGUGAUAAACUCGGAGGGCUGCGUGUGGAAGUGCAGGCGAGUUCCUCGCUCUUUCGAAAGCGCUGCUGGGCAGCCGCCAAGGCGCAGGGCAGCGGCACGGCUCUGCCCGAGGUCCAAGGCCGGCGCUGCCGGAGCGUGGGCCCGCUAGUGCCCGGAGAAACGCGAGCAACUGCUGGUUUUUUCUGGGCUUAUCUGCUGUGCUUGUGAGCUGGUCUAACCUCCAGUGGAGUAACUGGUGCUGAUGUGCUAUAAAAUCAUCUGGAGGAAGCUUUAUUGCAGGGAUGGAGCAGUUAACUCGGUGCCAGACCUUCCUUCCCGCAAAGCCUGAAUGACUUUUCCUUUAACUGUAUUUCUCAAGCUUUUCCUUGAAGGAAUCUAGCUGGAUGGAGACUAGUGAGGGUUGCCGAGCGCUCCUCUCCUGUGGCUGCACGCUUUCCCAGGGCCCUUCUGUGUUUAAAGGCAGGAGGCUGCUACCAAAGGGCCUGUCGCUCUGGCAGCAUCUCUUCAGACCGGUUUUGGUGCGAUAGGAUGCGACACGGGCUUUGCAGGACCUGCGUGCUGCUCAGCAGUGGAAGAUGCUCUCUGCAUCUCGGUGCUCUCCGUCCGUGUGGCCUUGCUGGGACGGCUGUAGCGGCUGCAGCCCUGCCAGGGUCUCUCCCACCCCAGGGAGAGGUGCCUGGGGGCUGGUCCUUGCAAAACACCCUCUGCUCCCGCACCUGGUGUCACCGGGACGACAGCUUUGAGCAUUUCUGCCGUGGGAGGUGACAUCAGUCUGCGGAAGCUCGAAACGAAAGUAGUUUUUUCUUGCAGCGAGUAAUUAAGUGAUGUCAGUGAAUUUAACGAUGUUUUGGAUGCCAGAAGUUUAGCUGGGUUCAGAAAUGUACGGAGUACGAGCCUGCUGGGGGCUGACGAACACAAGGCUGCAGCUGGAACCUCCUAGCUCAGGAAAUCAGGGGGCUGCGGGCCAGAAACUGGGGGGGCUGAGCGGGCAAACGGGCGCCGUGCAGGAGAGCAGGGCGGCCUUUGCCCGUGGUCCCCUCUGCAGAGGGUUUCUGCAGGUACCCCGUUUUCUUAGCUUGCACCUCUAGGAAACGCGUCUCUCUUUUCUCACCGAGCAGACUAGCUCCCCGAGCCAAGCAUCGAAAGCAACGGAGCAACUGCAGUAGAAACAAGCUGAGGCAGAGAGACCGGAGUGUUGUGCGCAAGAGGCAAUGAAACACCUAACUGUAUUUCUUCACCCGGUCUUUUGAACGACUUUAUUAGCUUAAUUCCCUGUAGUUUCCGUGCAUGAACGAGAGCAGAGGUUACCCUUCCCCGCGCUGAGGGCUUGUCCGAGCAGACUCGUCAUGCUUUGGUGUUGCAGUGCAAGUGUGGACUUCAUCCUGCUGGUCUGGCAGGAGGAAAGGAGAGGGGGGAACGGGCUGUCGGCACCUCUCCGCCAGCUGCCGACGGGCUGGACCAGGAUGCAGAGCUUGCAGCCGGACCCCAAAGCCCAGUACAGGAGUGUGUACGAAGCGCUGAAGAAAAUCGUUCUUACGGAGGGUUUCUGGAGGCCUUUACGUGGGAUUAAUGUCACCAUGCUGGGGGCUGGCCCUGCCCACGCAAUGUACUUUGCCUGCUAUGAAAAAAUGAAAAAGACUCUAAGUGAUACUAUUCAGCAUGGAGGAAACAGCCACUUGGCCAAUGGUAUAGCGGGGAGCGUGGCCACGUUGCUCCACGACGCAGUCAUGAAUCCGGCGGAAGUGGUGAAGCAGCGGAUGCAGAUGUUCAACUCCCCCUACAAAUCCGUCCUGGCGUGUGUAAGGACAGUGCAGAAGACGGAGGGGUUUGGUGCCUUCUACCGCAGCUACACCACGCAGCUCACCAUGAACAUCCCCUUCCAGGCCAUUCACUUCAUCACCUACGAGUUCAUGCAGGAGCAAAUCAACCCUCGCCGCGAGUACAACCCCCGGUCGCACAUCGUCUCCGGUGCCGUCGCGGGGGCCGUGGCCGCCGCGGCCACCACGCCGCUCGACGUCUGCAAGACCCUGCUCAACACGCAGGAGAACAUGGCCCUGAGCUCGGUGAACAUCAGCGGGCACCUCUCGGGCAUGGCGAACGCCUUCCGGACCGUCUACCAGCUCGGGGGCGUCGCGGGGUACUUCAAAGGGGUGCAGGCACGCGUCAUCUACCAGAUGCCUUCAACGGCCAUCGCGUGGUCGGUGUAUGAGUUCUUUAAGUACUUCCUCACAAAGCACAAGUUGGAAAAAAGAACAUCCUUUUGAAGGACUUAGCAGAGCGGACGUGUCCCCUGCGCGCAAGCCGGCGAGCUCUGGGUCGCCGUUGAGGAACGCGCCAGGUUUCUGGUGGGUUCACAGCUGAAGUCCACUUUUCUCCUCUGGGGGAAGGAGGAGGGUUUAAGUGGUCCUCGCUCACGUGUUCCCCUUGUUGCUUAAACAAUGAGAUAGUUUAUGAAGACCUUUAAUAAUAUAUAUAUUUAAUAACUUUAUUUUGGAGAAGUGAAAUUGCUAACUGAUAUUUUUCUCUGAAUGUGUGAAGAUGUAGUUUACUUCCUCACCAGAAGGCUUAGGUUAUACAGCCUAGGCUGUUUUUUUUACAGCAAAGAAGCAAAAUAUCCUGUCACAGACUUACUUUUAUAUAAAUAUGAAAUAGAUGGAUAAUGUUUAUCCUUUAUUUUUCUAUGUAGGCAUUUGGUUUGUUUUUUAAAUACUAUUACAGCUAGGUGCUGAGCUGUUUAAAAAGGGCUAAGUUCUUCCACUAUGUGUAAGGAAGACAUGAGAGCAUUUAUUUUUAUAGCCAGAUUGGCUUUAAUUACACAGCGUUUGGACCCCGCGCGGUGGCCUGGUUUCCCACGUGGAUGUCAAGGUACUUGGUAACCCCUCGAGACUUGCUGGGGAUGGGAGGAGGAGGAAGGGGGCAAUACUUGCUUUGGGAAGCGAGGAGAUCAAGUGGAGCACCCAAAACACCGGGUCACUUUGGGGUGCAUGGGGGGGAACUCCAUCAAUUCCACUUUUUUACAAGGAAACUCUUAAUGUAGAUUUUACAGACUAGUAUUUUUUUUGCAAACACUUUUUUUUAAGGUACAUUUUUGUGGUGUGUGUGUGUGUGUGAUAGCUAAACAGGCUUCAUCCUCUCUUAAUUUAUUCAUACUUAUUUUCACUAAGGCCCCGAUCCUGCUCGCAGGAGUAACCCUGUGUCUGACUGCGCAUCGGGCCGGGCGGGAGCAGAGCUUCGGUGUGGUGCUCGGCAGAACCCCCCCUGCCCUGGGAGGGGUGUCAGCUCUCCCUCUUCGGCGGGCGCUGGCCAGGCGGAGGGGCCCCGGGGGGGGUCCCGGGGGGCGGGAGGACCCCGAGAGCCGGUGGCUUUGCUCCGUCGCUUGGAGAAGCUGAGCCAGCGUGCCUCUUCGGGGGGUGGUGCCUGUGCCUUGUCUAAAUUACCCUUUGCCACUAAUUAUGAAAUAAGGUUCUUGGUGCAUUUGUCCCUGAGGUCGAGUGAGUCUCUUGCUGUGUCACCUUAUCUUCGAGUGCAAAACUUGCAACCUCGAGGCCGCUGAUGCUCAAGGCCGAGGCUCUUUGGGAGCUCCGGUGGACUGGGAUGUCCUUCCCCAUUGACUGUAGGAACUGGAGUGUCACUAACAGGAACAGAACUUGCGUCUGAGAUGGGCCUGGACACCUGGAUGAAAAUUUGGGUCACUUUAAUACUAAUGGGCAGACUGUAGCGUAACGCGACGGCUUGCAGGAGCUGGGAGUCGAGCGGGGCGAGCAGCCCUCAGCACGUAGUCCCCUUCCACUGGUUGCUUAGCUUUAAUUUCUCUGGCUUCGUCUCGGCUCUUCUGGGAGAGCUUCGUCUCCCGUUUGGAGCAGGGGGGAGCUGGGGGGGGCCGGGGAGCGGGCACGCUUCUCGCAGCCUGAGCAUCGCGCUCGGAGGGCGGAGGAGCUCCAUCGCAGAGGUUUUACGUGCUUUCCCUUGCCUCCUGCUGCGCUUGGGGCUGGAGCUCGGGGCAGAGCCCCUCACCAAGGCGUCGCGCCGCGUCUCGCCCGCCUCGCUUCACUUCAGCUGCAAGUCUGGCGUUUGUCCCCACCUGGUAUGUGAAACAUGUCCUGCUGCUUUGUCUGCAAGAAACGCACAUGUAGCCAAGGGGGAGGAUGAGUCGAGUUGUCUGCAGUUCUUUUUUUUUGCCUGCCUUGGAGUUUAAUGGGUUUUCUUAAAUGUGUAUGUAACAAUGCAGAAGUUCAUUUGUGAGAUGCUGCUACAGUUGUAACACUGGAGCUCGAGGAAAUAAAGUAUUCCGACUUUCGUC
Molecule: messenger RNA, 5693 nt
Organism: Dromaius novaehollandiae (emu)
Lineage: Eukaryota; Metazoa; Chordata; Aves; Casuariiformes; Dromaiidae
Gene: SLC25A37
Product: solute carrier family 25 member 37
Exons: 4
Coding region: 2740-3657 (305 amino acids)
Biological process (GO): iron import into the mitochondrion
Cellular component (GO): mitochondrial membrane
Molecular function (GO): ferrous iron transmembrane transporter activity
Source: RefSeq, a predicted model, not a curated record